This is a messenger RNA of Tyto alba (common barn owl), 1785 nucleotides long. RefSeq names its product methylthioadenosine phosphorylase (gene MTAP). The record is from RefSeq and is a predicted model, not a curated record. Gene Ontology annotation, cellular component: cytosol. The coding region runs from base 15 to 857 and encodes 280 amino acids. The transcript is spliced from 8 exons. Gene Ontology annotation, biological process: nucleoside metabolic process. Gene Ontology annotation, molecular function: S-methyl-5-thioadenosine phosphorylase activity. NCBI's taxonomy places the organism in Eukaryota, Metazoa, Chordata, Aves, Strigiformes, Tytonidae.
GCCUCCCCGCCAAGAUGGCCGCCGCCGCCGCCGCCGUGAAGAUUGGAAUUAUUGGUGGAACUGGCCUGGAUGAUCCGGAUAUCUUAGAAGGAAGAACAGAAAAAUAUGUUGCUACUCCUUAUGGCAAGCCAUCAGAUGCUUUGAUAUUGGGAAAGAUAAAAAAUGUGGACUGUGUGCUGUUGGCAAGACAUGGGAGGCAUCAUACAAUUAUGCCAUCAAACAUCAAUUAUCGUGCCAAUAUCUGGGCAUUAAAAGAAGAAAAUUGUUCACAUGUAUUAGUGACUACUGCCUGUGGUUCAUUACGAGAGGAAAUACAACCUGGUGAUCUUGUCAUAAUUGACCAGUUCAUUGACAGGACAACUAAAAGACAUUGUACUUUAUAUGAUGGGCAGCAUUGCACUCUUUCAGGAGUAUGUCACGUUCCAAUGGCAGAGCCGUUCUGCACAAAAACCAGAGAGGUUCUUAUUGAGACUUCCAAGAAACUUGGGCUCCAGUGUCAUUCCAAGGGGACAGUGAUCACAAUAGAAGGCCCACGUUUCAGUUCUCGAGCAGAAAGCUUGAUGUUUCGCAGCUGGGGAGCUGAUGUUAUCAACAUGACCACAGUGCCUGAAGUGAUUCUUGCGAAAGAAGCUGGAAUGAGUUAUGCUAGUAUUGCCAUGGCAACAGAUUACGACUGCUGGAAGGAACUUGAAGAAGCAGUUUCAGUGGAUAAAGUUUUAAAGACGCUGAAAGAGAAUGCAAAUAAGGCUACUAGCAUACUCCUUACUGCUAUACCUCAGAUAGGUUCCAUGCAAUGGACUGACACCCUGCACACCCUGAAAACAACAAUGCAGUGUUCGGUUAUCCUGCCAAAAUAGUAGCAACCUGGAUGAACCUUGAAGUUUUGGUGCUCACAAGGAAAAGUGGAUCACUUUCAAACUUCCAGAGGUUAUAACAUCUUCAAAAGUUGUUAGAAGCAUAAAAGAAUGGAGUAAGUGUUGACCAAUGAUAAUGUAUAAGACAGCUUUUAUAAUCUUUAUUAUGCUUGCUAAUGUAUAAGAUUACAAAAGUUAGAUUUUGAGUAUGUUUUAAACUAGGAAUAGUUUUAUUGUCAAGCUGGAUCAUACAGUGGCUUGAAGAAAUAAGUCGGUAGCAAAUUUUCAUCCUCUAUUUAGUGAUAUCUUUUGGUUGAUGAAAAAAUGGAAAGGCUAGGUGACACUUUGUUGCGGUUUCAUAAGAUGAGAUCUAAGAAAGCAGAUUCGUAGAUAACCUAUUUGCUUUCCUAUUUUUGCCUCCCACCUUUUCCUUCAACAAGGCAAAUGGUUACAAUUCACUUCAGAAACAUACCAGAAAAACUGAACAGACAAUUGCAAAAUAAAAUUACACUAUUUUUAUACAUUAUUCAUAUUCUUUAUUUCAGUGAUUUUUUUUUUUAAAGCAAUGGGUUUUUGUUUGUGUGCUAGAAGUCAUGGUUUAAUAAAUGUGGUAGUUCUUUCACAGCAUCAGUUAUGUAAUGAAUGAAUGUUCUCAGUAAAAAAAAUUAGGUAAUGCCUAAGCCAAAUUUGUGCCUGAAGAUGCAUUUAUGUGACUUACAGAACUGUACAGAAGAGUACUUUGCUGCCAAUGUCCUGAACACUGUGCUGGUCUUUUGCUACUUCAUUGAUCUGAACAACUCUGGUUUUAGUUUCUGGUUUAAGUGAUGAACGUGCUCAAGUGCUUUUAAUGUAUGCAUUUCCUUUUUUAAUACAAUUUCACUUCAAGAAAAUAAUCUGCUUCUUGUCUAGUAAAUAAAAUAAAUGAACCCUA